AUGUUGGCAGACACACGUGCAAAUGAUUUGUCAGGGCCGCCUCUUUGUCUGGUGGCAAUAAAUGGAUAUUGGUUGGGUCUCGGCGAUAAGGCUCACAAUGGCCGAGACAGCGAGCUGGUUCCUAUCGAACGGGUAAGAACCGGCACUCAGGCGGGAACCGUGCCAGCGUCUAAUCCCAAACGCCUAACACCGGAUAGCUGGGAGCAAGAUCAGAGGUUGAGGCUGGGGGGUGGAGCGCAAAGGCUGUUGGCUGUCUGUUUGGGAUCCAUUGAGGGGCUCCAAUUCCGUUUAGCGGUGUACCCACCAAUGGCUACUUCUUUUCUCUCUCUGAUCAACAGCCGGACAAUCAGUCGUCAUCUGUCCUCCAUAGGCAUAAUACAGGCAAUAAAUAUUUACCCCAGUCAGCAGAGCAAUGUCCCAGUCAUCAGUCCCCCUACAUAA
Messenger RNA from Aspergillus costaricaensis CBS 115574, 441 nucleotides. RefSeq lists its product as uncharacterized. Bases 1 to 441 code for a protein of 146 amino acids. The record is from RefSeq and is a predicted model, not a curated record. The transcript has 6 exons. Lineage: Eukaryota; Fungi; Ascomycota; Eurotiomycetes; Eurotiales; Aspergillaceae.